GUUUUAGUUUCUAAGCUCCACCCACAAGGUGUAGAGGGUCUUUAGCAUCGCUUGAUAAGGAAACAAACAAGUGGGCAAUACACACAUACAUCUGAGCCACAUGCCUGCAGACGUUGCACUUCAACAAUAAGGUACAGCGCUGUCUUUUCAUACUUCUACUUCAACAAAUCAUAUUGUAAACCUACCGACAUUGAAAUCAACGUGUUAAAUUCUAGGGCUCAGCUCAUUACUUGCUGCUGUCAUUUUUGAUGAAUUAAUUGGUGCCCUCAUUCGAAGAGGACACAUCUCUAAGAAAGACAAUGGCAGAGAUUAAACAGAACACAAACUUUUACUAAAUGCACAUUGUUGACUAAAUGUAAUUAAGCUAAUAUGCAGCUCUGUCUUUUAUAUUCCGUUAUUUCUUCUUGAGCUUUAACCCUCCUGCCUAAACAAUUUUUACAAUGUUCCAAGCACUUUUUGCCUAAAGUUAAAUAUGCUUUUUUGUUAGAAGUUAGUUGCCAGUUUUUGACCAUUUGUUUACUCCAAAUAGCAAAAUGGCCAUGUUUUUAUGUGCAGAUUUUUUUUUUAUUGUUGAUUUUCUUAUAGAACAUGUAAUUUGGUAGAAUUGUUUCUACAGCGUCCAAACUUUAAGACGCAUAGAGUGAUCUUGUGCGUGUGCUAUUAUUUACCUGGUCUUGAGCAAAUAUUUUAGCAGUCCACCCACCUGUUGGCUGAUCCUACACCCUUCAAGGUGAGAUGAAGGCCUUGCACUUGAAAUGUGCCACCUAAAUGUAAAACAACAGAAGUACAAUCCUAAAGAUCCCCUUGUGUCCACAGCUGUAUAAAUAUCAUCCUGAAACUUAAUGUUUUACGUGUAAAAAAUCAACUGUGUAAACUUGUUCCAAGCAUGUGCUGUUGAAGUAUAAUGGUAUUGAUGCUACCUUUAAAAAAUAUAAUUCCUUAAAUUGCACCAUGAGGACAUAGUAUUGGAGAGAUCUUUCUAUGGUCUUAAUGUGUCUCAAUAUGCUAUAGCCAUGAACCAGGACCGCCCACGUUAUGUGAUUGACAGGCCGGCAUAUAACCUCCCAGACUUUGACAGAGAGUUUGACAAGAAGAGUCGACAAUUCCCCGUUGGAGAGAAAGUGAAGAAACUCUUCAGAUGCUCUGUGCUGAGACUCAAGGGCUUGUUAUUCCGACAUCUGCCUGUACUGAGCUGGCUGCCCAAGUACAAAGUGAAAGACAACCUGCUGUGUGAUGUCAUCAGCGGGGUCAGCGCCAGCACCAUUCAGGUUCCCCAGGGCAUGGCAUUUGCCCUCCUGGCAAGCCUCCCUCCUGUCAAUGGUCUCUAUUCCUCUUUCUUCCCUCUCAUCCCGUAUUUCUUCAUGGGCACUGCUCACCAGAUGGUCCCAGGUACGUUUGCUGUCCUCAGCAUUAUGGUGGGAAUCGUAUGUCUUAGGCUGGCGCCAGAGUCAGACUUCAGUCAUUUCAAUGCCACACUUAAUUCUACAAUAGUGGACACAGACCAGAUGAAUGAGGUUCGUCUGGGAAUAUCUGGAACCCUGGCCUGUCUCACUGCAAUUAUACAGAUUGGCCUUGGUUUCAUGCAGUUUGGGUUUGUAGCCAUCUAUCUGUCGGAAUCCUUCGUCAGGGGCUUCAUGACUGCUGCAGGACUGCAGAUCCUCAUCUCAGUGCUCAAGUACAUCUUUGGCAUCCAAAUGCCACCUUAUAGUGGUCCGCUGGCCGUUAUAUAUACUCUCGUAGAUAUUAUACGUAGCCUUCCUGAUACCAACAUAGCGUCGUUGGUAUUUGCUCUGGUCAGCAGCAUAGUUCUGAUUGUAGUGAAGGAGCUGAGUGCACGCUACCGCCACAAGCUGCCCUUUCCCAUUCCUAUGGAGAUCAUAAUUGUGGUGGUGGCGACAGCCAUCUCAGGCCCUCUGCAUCUUCCUGAGAUCUACCACAUGGACAUAGUGGGAGAAAUACCUUUGGGAUUCCCAGCCCCCAUCCUGCCAACAGUGAAUCAGUGGGAAGACAUGUUGAGCACAGCUUUCUCCCUGGCAAUCGUGGGGUAUGUCAUUAACCUGGCAAUGGGCAGGACACUGGCUGCCAAGCAUGGCUACGACGUGGAUCCCAACCAGGAAAUGUUGGCUCUUGGCUGCAGCAAUUUCCUCGGGUCCUUCUUUAAGAUCCAUGUGAUCUGCUGUGCCCUGUCGGUAACCCUGGCGGUAGACAAUGCUGGUGGAACAUCACAGUUUGCCAGUCUAUGUGUGAUGCUGGUUGUUAUGGUUACCAUGCUGGCAUUGGGAGCCUUCCUGAAACCACUUCCAAAAUCAGUGCUUGGAGCCUUGAUUGCAGUCAACCUGAAGAACACGCUCCUACAGCUCUCUGAUCCCUAUUACUUAUGGAAGAAGAGCAAAUUGGACUGUUGUGUGUGGGUUGUGUCAUUCUUGGCCACAUUCUUUCUCAGCUUGCCUUAUGGAGUUGCUAUCGGAGUGGGCUUUUCCAUCCUGGUAGUGAUAUUCAAGACACAGUUUCGCAAUGGUUCAGCAAUGGUUCAAAUUAUGGAUACAGAUAUCUACAAAAAUCCAAAGGUGUACAGUAAGGUCGUGUCAAUAACUGGUGUGAAAAUAGUGAACUAUUGCUCACCACUCUAUUUUGCAAAUGCUGAAAUAUUUCGCCAGAGAGUCAUCAAAAAGACUGGGCUGGACCCUGGUAAACUUAUCCUGGCCAGACGGAAGUUCUUAGAGAAAGAACAGAAACAAAAAACGAAAGAAGAGAAGAAGGAGAAUGAGACAAGAAAGAGGAAACCCAGCUCUUUGGCGAACAUGAAGACCAUAUCUCAGCUUGAACUGCAAAUAGACUUUGAGAUGAACGAUGGCAGUGCCAGCAAACCUGAACCUCCCACCAGCUAUGUCAACUUCCACUCUAGUGACAUUGAGCUGGGCGAGCAGGCGCCUGACCAAGAGCCACCCAGCCCCACACUGGUGUCCCAGCCCAUGCCCUUCCACACCCUCAUCCUCGACUUGGCAGGGGUCUGCUUCAUAGACCUAAUGGGCAUCAAAGUAUUGAUAAAGAUGAACUCAAGCUACACAAUGCUGGGCAUUAAGCUGUACCUGGCUAAUGUUCAAGCCCCGGUGUAUGAAGAACUGGAGAAUGGAGGAGCUUUUGAUGAUGGCAAUAUUGCCCGCAGUAAUCUCUUCCUUUCUGUCCACGAUGCCAUUGUGUUUGCUCAGCAGACCACUGAAGAGAGGCGAGUCUCCCCAAAGGCAGAGAGAGCAAGACAGGAACUUGCCUUUAACAUUAAUGAGAAGAAGGAUCUGGAGCAGGAAAUGUUUUGAGCACUGAUCCCUGCAGUGAAGACGAGCGGGAGAAACAUGCCGAAGAUACUAACUGUAAACUUUCAAUGUCACUGUAAUUUAUUGAAAUGUAUUGUUGCCAAAAAUACUUUCUGUGCUUGAUCUCGUAUUUCUUUGCUGGGUAUAAAUAAUCUAAAUAAAAUGUUUA
This is a messenger RNA of Sander lucioperca (pikeperch), 3480 nucleotides long. RefSeq names its product solute carrier family 26 member 9. The coding region runs from base 1014 to 3314 and encodes 766 amino acids. The record is from RefSeq and is a predicted model, not a curated record. Gene Ontology annotation, biological process: transmembrane transport. Gene Ontology annotation, molecular function: chloride transmembrane transporter activity; bicarbonate transmembrane transporter activity; sulfate transmembrane transporter activity. Gene Ontology annotation, cellular component: membrane. Lineage: Eukaryota; Metazoa; Chordata; Actinopteri; Perciformes; Percidae. The transcript is spliced from 20 exons.